Dibothriocephalus latus is the source of this 366-nucleotide messenger RNA. The record is from the annotation of a GenBank genome assembly. NCBI's taxonomy places the organism in Eukaryota, Metazoa, Platyhelminthes, Cestoda, Diphyllobothriidea, Diphyllobothriidae.
AUGACCUCCCACACGGUCGGCAGACAGUCCUAUUCCGAAAAUUUUAUUGACUGGUACAUGAUCCUGAAGCUCUCUGACCGCCGUACCUUCGGCCUCUUCUGUACAACUGAUGGCCCCCGUGCUAGCCAACAUACCACGGAACGCAGUAAUCUGCAGGCUGUGGAAAAACGGUUGGCUGAGGAGCGUAGACAGCGCUCAACUCUGGAGCAGCAGCUCGUCGUCGAGAAGCGGGCUCGAAAGGAGGCUGAGGAAAAGGAGGCCGCCAAGACGACGGUCCCCGCAUCCUCUCAGUCCUCUAAGGCCGUUGGCAAAUUGGUGGGCGCGAAUCGUCCGGGGACAGGUACGGUCGCGGCACCCGGACGCGGC